Rhodofomes roseus is the source of this 723-nucleotide messenger RNA. RefSeq lists its product as uncharacterized. The coding region runs from base 1 to 723 and encodes 240 amino acids. The record is from RefSeq and is a predicted model, not a curated record. The transcript is spliced from 2 exons. NCBI's taxonomy places the organism in Eukaryota, Fungi, Basidiomycota, Agaricomycetes, Polyporales, Fomitopsidaceae.
AUGACAUCCCUCUCCUCCCCUAUCGAUGUGAUCUCCACCUCGAAUGUAACCAAACAGGGGUGGCAAACUCUCGUGAUAUUCCCGCCAGCCUUACAUACCCUGGAUCUCCAUUGGACCGGAUCAUGUCAACUCGCUGCAGUGCGGGUGCAGCUCCGCCUCUUGUGGUGGUUCAUCGAGCAUCCAGCGGGGGAAGACGUCCUUAGCAUUUUGCGCGCUCGCAUGGAUCUGGGUCGCCUGUUAAAGGGCGUGCUCAGUGAUAUUGGGCCCGCGGGCCCACAGCAUCUGGAAUUAGCAAUGGACUGGCUAGCAUCGAGAAGGCCUGACGACCUCGCGCCCUUUCCCUUGUCUGCCUAUACGGGCUUGCAGACUUUCACGCUGCACUUCAUCAUCAGCUCGAACCGCUGGACCGAAUACUCUCAUCUGUCCGACAUCAACGCACUGCUGGGAUGGCUCGACUCCCCGUCCUUGACUACGAUCACUCUGGCCGUCCAUACGUCGAUCAUGCGGGACACGCAGUUCCCCUCGGUCGAGGCGAGGGACGUGCAAUGGGAAGAGCUGCGCGCUCUGGAAUGGCGGGACAUGGAGAGGCUGCUUGUGCAACCUAAGUUUGCAGGGCUGAAGAAGCUCGUCAUUUAUGGAGGAGGCGAUGACUCCAUUCUGCGUUCGCACCUACAACGAGUGUGUCCGACGUUGCAUGGCCGCGGUCUCAUCGAUCUGGCUUAA